AUGGCAUGGUUAUGCAAACACAUCAGUACAGGCAUGCUUGCAGUGUCUCACGGCAAUAGUGCUGGCUUGGAGAGAAAAGCACAGGCCAAGCAAUUGCAUCCAUGCGUGCGCGCGGAUGCUUGUAAUACUUUAACUCUAAGACCUUUUCAUACGCUGCCACACGAGAAAGAGCAGAAAAAAGCCUACACCUCCAGCAGAAACUCAGCACACAGAAGCAGUAGAGCUGGAAAGCCCAUGCCACACGAACGCCCACGCUGUAUCGGCUUUCCAAAGACGAAAAGCACACAAAUAAGUUAUGCGAGGGCCUGCAUGCUUGCUGUCUGGCGCAGGCUUUCGCAUCUCCGCCAAAUGCUGCUGUAUAUGCACUUUUCUGCUAAACUCGCCUGGCCCUGCCGAAUAUGCUGCCGUGCUGCUAUGCUAUGCGCAAAUACGCUCGAAAAUGCAAAAACCAGAAAUGAGAAAAGAAGAGCUGCAGGGCAUUCUAGGCGAGAGCGCGCACAAAAAUAA
This is a messenger RNA of Nematocida major, 507 nucleotides long. RefSeq lists its product as uncharacterized. The coding region runs from base 1 to 507 and encodes 168 amino acids. Lineage: Eukaryota; Fungi; Microsporidia. The transcript has a single exon. The record is from RefSeq and is a predicted model, not a curated record.